Messenger RNA from Helicoverpa armigera (cotton bollworm), 3229 nucleotides. RefSeq lists its product as uncharacterized. The record is from RefSeq and is a predicted model, not a curated record. NCBI's taxonomy places the organism in Eukaryota, Metazoa, Arthropoda, Insecta, Lepidoptera, Noctuidae. The coding region runs from base 524 to 3211 and encodes 895 amino acids. The transcript is spliced from 6 exons.
AGGCCUUAGGUAGUCAAAUGAGCUCGUAGAAAGAAAAUUGAGCUGGUUAAAAACACGUUUGCAUGAAACCUAUAGUGCAUAUAGUUAUGAAAUAAUUUACAGUUAAAAUUAAUCGUAUUUCUGACCAAAUGACUGUUUCCAAAACUUGAUUGGAAAAAAAUCGCUCGAUAGUUUUUAUUUUUAAAGACACGUCUAACAUUUCAUAAAAGUUCCCAUUACAGCCAUGUUUCACAAUAUUAAAAGCUGUAAAUUUGCAAAAAGAUAGGUAUUUACUAUACAAUUUGAAUGACUGUUUUAGAAUUUUGAGAAACUAAAAUUUUUCAUCAUGUUUUGACAAUAAUGUGAUUGGCGCAUACGACAUUUAGUUCCGAGCUCAUUGAUUCCAUUGUAAACGCGAACCCCGACCCGCGCUCCACCCGCGAGACCCAGUCCUGCUUCGGCAUUCGGACGCAUAGGCUGUGUCGCUCGCCGCGCUGCUCCCGCAUAAAUUACAGUUUUGAAAUUACGAAUAUAUAACGUAACCAUGGGGCGUAAGAAACUGAGUGCUUGCAGAAAAAGGAGUGCCAAACAAAUGAAUGAAGUAAUGAAGAAACGACGUUGCGUGUCAACAAACGAAAUUUUAAAUUUGGAUGCUAAUGAAAAUUUACGAAAAACUCAUACUGAAAUGCAGAAUGUAGGUGUAACAUUCCCAAUCGUUCAAACGGUAUGUGAGUCUCCUAAAAGUUCUCAAACAGUUGAAGCGCACGAAGAUCAAAGCUCAAAAACUUACACUGAAUUGCAGAAUGUAUGUGGAACAUUCCCACUCGUGGAAACACUAUGUGAGACUCCUGAAAGUUCUCAAACAGUUGAAGUGCACCCUGACCAAAGAACGUCCGUAGAAAUCACCGCAGAAGUUACCGAAGAAUCCCUAGGAAUGACCAUAGAAGUACAGAAUGCAUCGGUAUCGUCAAAGAAAUGCAUAAUUGAUGGGCGCAGGAUCGUAUCGUUGGAGUUCUUUUUAGAUAAAUUAACUAAAAUUUCUACGCACAACCCAGCAUUUGGUUGUACUCUGCAAAAUUUAAUUCUUAUAUCAGAAAAAAAAACCGGUCUCACAUCUCAAUUAAAAUUUAGGUGCAACAUGUGCAAUAUGAUAUUUUUCCUGGAUACUGAUGAACCAAAAUCACUGGAUAUAAAUAAAGCUGCAAUAAGUGGGAUGAUAACGACAGGAAUAGGAUUAUCGCAGUUUGAGGAAUUGUUUACCUCGAUGGACUUACCCUGCAUUAAUCAAAAACAUUUCGAUAAACUUCAUGACAAUGUAUGUGAAGAAUGGCAUAAAACUGCAAUGAAUUUAAUGAAAGCUGCAGGAAAGCGAGAAAGAGAUGCUGCUAUUGAAAGAGGUGACAUAACCAAGGAUGGAAUACCCUACAUAGAUGUCAUAGCGGAUGGGUGCUGGUCAAAGCGUUCUUACAAAGCUAAUUAUUCAGCACUAUCCGGAGCAGCCGCUAUAGUCGGCCGAACGUUUGGCGAAGUUCUCUAUAUUGGCAUUAAAAACAAGUAUUGCUGCAUCUGCGCUCGCGCUGAAACGAAAGGCGAAAAUGUAAGAGAACAUGCAUGUUUCAAAAAUUAUUCCGGUUCUUCGACGUCCAUGGAAUCUGAUAUUUUAUUGGAAGGUUUUAAACAGUCGGUGGAAACUCACAACCUUUUAUAUGCUCGUAUGGUGGCCGAUGGGGAUUCCAGCACCUUCAAAAAAAUUUCAGAAGCGCGCGUGUACCCAAAUUUUAGCGUUGAAAAAAUUGAAUGCCGUAACCACAUAUUUAGGAAUAUGUGCAACAAAUUAAAGGCCAUAUCCACUGACACCAAAUUUCCUUUGCAAUUUAGGAAAAAAAUUACAACAGAAAGAAUAUUAGCAAUAAGAAAAGUGAUAAACUGUGCAAUCAAGAAGCACAAAAUAGACAACAUUGAUCAUACCAAUAAAAUAAAUAAUCUUUACGGUGAUAUAAUGAAUUCGAUGAAUCAUGCCUUUGGAGAUCACGAAUCCUGUAAAGAUUAUUAUUGCCAGAGCAGCCGUGCCAGUGAAGACCUUACGUUGACUUUAAAAACUUGUUCGAUUUGGUUCAGGAUAAAAACAAUCGUAACUGCCGUGGCUGCCAAAUCUCGCAGCCUAAUCAACGAUGCCGACAGCAACCGAGUAGAAUGCUUCAAUAGCAUAGUUGCGAAAUUCGUAGGCGGUAAACGUGUAAAUUUUUCUUUGAAACGAGCAUACAAAGCUCGUUGUGAAGCAGCUGUCGUUGCCUUCAAUACAAAAAAACCGCUUUAUAAUUUGCAGAAAAGUAUGUUAGGCAGAAGUCCAAGUACGAAAGUAAAGAGUCUUGAAACUCGAAGGGCAAAUCGUUGCAAAAAAAUAAACAAUAAAAAGAAAAGUAAGAGACGCCUUUUUCCUAAGUCCAACUUGGAUAGGCACUAUGGUGAGAACUGCCAAAGACCCGACAUGCCGGAAGAUGUCCUAGAAAAAUGCAAAGAGCAAUUCCUCAGCGGUUUGGUAAGAACUAGUGAAGAAAAAGCGAUAGUUCAAAGAAAUACCAUUUUGCAAAGGGAUUCGAGUGAAUGGUUGGAGUUGCGUCGCAGUCUCAUCACUGCUUCAAACUUUGCUAGAAUAAUAAAAAGAAAAGAAAAUACGAGCGCAAAAAACCUUGUCAAAGACAUAUUAUAUAAAAAAGAAUUAAGUCAUGUCUCGUCGGUGCAGCACGGCAUUGCGAAUGAAAAAAUUGCCAUAGAGCAAUUAGCAAAACAAAUUGGUCAGAAAAUUUCUCCUUGCGGUCUCUUUAUAGAUAAUGUAAUACAUUUUUUAGGAGCUACCCCUGAUGGUCUGAUAGGAGACGACACAAUUGUCGAAAUUAAAUGUCCAAUUUCCGCCUAUCGAACUAGUCUGGAGGAAGCUAUUGCGACCAAAAAAGUUAUGUUUUGGAAAAAGUCUGGCGCGGUGCUCACGGUGAAUCAGAAUCACCCCUGGUAUAUACAAGUCCAAGGCCAAUUACAUGUCACUGGGAGAAAUAAAUGCAUUUUUGCGGUAUGGUCUGGUAUUCAUCAAGAUUUAAAAGUUGAAGAAAUAUUACGGGACGACAUAUUUUGGGAUAUGAAAAUGAAGGAAAAACUGAUUUCUUUUUAUAAAAAUAAAUUAUUACCAGAAUUGUGUGAUCCAAGACAUACUCGGAAUAUGAUUAUUCGAGAUUAGUAAAAAAACUAAACACUA